GGCACUGAAACACAUUAUCUCAUUCACCUCCUGAACAAAGAUGGAUCUGCAAGUCUCAGUUUUUCUUUUGCUCAUUCUUUUCACUGGAGGACACUCUCUCAGAUGUUAUGAGUGUAAGGGUCUGACGGGUUCUUGUGCGGAUCAAAAGGAGAUCACUUGUGAAGCUGAAUCUUCCAAGUGUAUGAGUUUAACAGCGGUGACACAAAUAGGUGACAGUAGUCCUACAGUUAAGGUUAAAGGUUGUGCUUUACCAAAUGACUGUCAAACCGCAUCCUACAACUUUGGCAGUGCAAAGAUGUCUUCUUUCUGCUGUGAUACUGACCGUUGUAACGCCCAGGAUGCUCCAGAUUCCAACUCCAAUGGAAUGAAAUGUUACUCUUGUGUUGGGAAGAGCUGCUCAAACACAGUGACCUGUUCAGGGAGUGAAGACCGCUGCAUUACAGCAACAGGCAGUUUCGGAGGCCAGUCACUGGGUGUGAAAGGCUGUGUCUCUAAAGCCAUUUGUAAUGCCACAAAAUCGGUUCCUAAUGUUCAGGACAUCUCAUGCUGUUCAGGGAACCUGUGUAACAGUGCUCAGAGUGUCACUCAGAGCUUCCUGUUCCUCUGCUGUUCUCUGCUCUCCUUCAUCCUGCUGCACAUGGAUCUGCAAAUCUCAGUUUUUCUUCUGUUUAUUCUUUUCACUGCAGGACACUCUCUCAGCUGUUAUGACUGCACAAGUCUGUCGGGCUCUUGUACCCAGACAAGUCAGUGUUUUACUGGAUUUACCAACUGCUUCAGCGCAACAGUUACUGUCAACAGUACUACAGUGAAGGUUAAAAGUUGUGCUCCAGCUGUCUGUCCAAGUGGAUCCAUCAACCUUGGCAUUGGAAAAGGCUCUUCUCUGUGCUGUAACACUGAUCUCUGUAACGUCCAAGAUGCUCCAGAUCCCAGCACUAACGCUCCCAAUGGAAAGACGUGUUUCUCAUGUGAUGGACAGAGCUGCUCAAACACAGUGAGCUGUUCAGGGAGUGAAGACCGCUGCUUUAAUGCAACAGGUGAGAAUCUGGAAAAGAAAGAAGUGACUAUUGGAGUCCAGUCACAGGUUUUUAAAGGCUGUGUCUCUAAAUCACUUUGUGAUGCCACAACAUUGAUUCCUAGUGUAGGAAGUGUCUCAUGUUGUUCGGGGAACCUGUGUAACGGUGCUAAGAGCGUCACUCAGAGCUUCCUGUUCCUCUGCUGUUCUCUGCUCUCCUUCAUCCUGCUGCACUGAAUCCAGCAGCUCUACACAUUCUACAGCAGCAGCAAAGACACAAUAUUGUGUGCUUUACAAACAUAUAGCUUGUAUUACCUCUGCACUAUCUUUGAUUUGGUGUGAAGAAUUUAACAAGAUAUUCAAAAUCUGAUAAUUGAGAUAUACUGUAUAUAUAUUGUCUACACAAUAUUAACAUAUUGAAAAUGAAUUACUUUAGAUUCACUGAAUAUUUACUCAACUCAUUCCUGUCAGAAACUGCAGAAGGAUGUUCCACUAAAUCCAUCUGUGAUAGCAGAUGUCUGUACCACAAUAACACCUUUGCAGUUUUAUGUAGGCCUAUUUUGCUAUAUUGGUAAAUUCUUUGUUUAAAGAGGACAUCAGAUGCCCAAGUUGGUAUGAUUCUUUAGGGUCUUCAUGAAAUG
Messenger RNA from Sinocyclocheilus anshuiensis, 1653 nucleotides. Its product is annotated as urokinase plasminogen activator surface receptor-like. The transcript has 10 exons. The record is from RefSeq and is a predicted model, not a curated record. Lineage: Eukaryota; Metazoa; Chordata; Actinopteri; Cypriniformes; Cyprinidae. The coding region runs from base 41 to 1249 and encodes 402 amino acids.